UAUAAUAUCACAUGGAGCAAAUGAAUAGAAGGCAGAUGACUAAAAGAAGAUGCGACUUCUCUUUUUAGUCUUGAUGGUUCGUUUUUUGUCAUUUUAAUCCAGUUUUUUUUCUUUCUUUUUUUUGUGAAGCUGGUCAGCUUUUACACGUGUCUUUUUAGCUGAAUUAGUACAAGAAAGUAAGAACGGGACGGAUCAAGAAGGCUGGGAAGAAAGAAUUUGUGGAUUAUCAAGCAGGUUGGGUCCUUAAGUGCUCUCUGAACACAGACGGGACCCCUGGAGCUACGUACAACCUAGUAAACGUAAAAAAGAAAGCCUUUGAAGGAGAAUGGAUCUACUUUCUGCAACCAUGGGAGCUGUAUUUUAUCCCCACCAUUAAUUGGGUCCACAUUUGAGAAUUUGCAGAGUCUGUAAGAGCAGCAGCAUGUUUGUAUUUUCAGCUUUGUGUAAAAACCUCUAAGCUAACAGGAGUACAAAGCUCUCAGUUUAGCUGAAAAGGUGUGGGAAGCCUGCAGAGGACAUCCAGCCAGCGCAGUGCCAUGACUUACCAAAGAAACAACUAUGCUCUUAACACCACAGCUAACUAUGCCGAUCCGUACCACUCUGCACAGUACCGGCCCUCUGAUCCGAACUACGCCCGGCAGACUAUCGUCAUGGACGACGGCGCCCCCCGCUCGCCCUCCAUAGACAGCAUUCAGAAAGAUCCCAGAGAGUUUGCUUGGCGUGACCCGGAGCUGACAGAGGUAAUCCACAUGCUGCAGCACCAUUUCCCCUCAGUGCAGGCCAAUGCAGCCGCCUACCUGCAGCACCUGUGCUUCGGUGAUAAUAGAGUCAAGAGUGAGGUGUGUCGACUGGGAGGAAUUAAACACCUGGUGGACCUGCUCGACCAUAAAACCGUCGAGGUCCAAAGAAACUCGUGUGGGGCUUUGAGGAACCUUGUUUAUGGGAAAGCUAUGGAUGAAAACAAGAUCGCUGUCAGGAACGCAGGAGGGAUCCCCGCUCUGCUCCGCCUGCUGAGGAAGACGGUCGAUGCCGAAGUGCGGGAGCUCGUCACAG
Poecilia latipinna (sailfin molly) is the source of this 1053-nucleotide messenger RNA. RefSeq names its product plakophilin-4-like. The annotation marks the transcript as partial. Gene Ontology annotation, molecular function: protein binding. Lineage: Eukaryota; Metazoa; Chordata; Actinopteri; Cyprinodontiformes; Poeciliidae. Gene Ontology annotation, cellular component: nucleus; adherens junction; cytoplasm. Gene Ontology annotation, biological process: cell-cell adhesion. The transcript is spliced from 4 exons. The record is from RefSeq and is a predicted model, not a curated record.